AGAUGACCGAUACAUCGUUUGAAGUGAUAGAAUUAGGGUCACCAAAUAGACCAUAUGUUGUAUUUCGAUCCAAUAAAAAGUUGGACGACGACGACCUGUAUCUGAGCAGUGAUGCAGCUGGAAACAUGCAACUGAAAGUCUGGAAUAAACCAGUCCCAGAUCCUCCUAAUACAACCGCAGAAGUCGAUCCUGCUUUGCUUUUUCGACUCGUCAGACCGUUCGGACAGGAGUAAAUUGAAGCUUAGAAAAAUAUUUUUGUUAUCAAUUUUUCAUUUCAACUUGAAUUUUUUAUAAUUAUGGGCAGCUUUGAUCAUACCACAGUCAAAUGCACACAGACGCAAAUGAAUUUCAAUAAAAUUCGACAUUAUUGAACCCCAUCAUUCUCUUAAAGACUCGUGAGAUUGGUAGAUUGGUAUAAUUAAACGUUGAUACAAAUAACUGAAUUAACUUGUUUUAAUAAAAAAAC
Paramuricea clavata is the source of this 466-nucleotide messenger RNA. Lineage: Eukaryota; Metazoa; Cnidaria; Anthozoa; Malacalcyonacea; Plexauridae. The record is from the annotation of a GenBank genome assembly.